Messenger RNA from Pogona vitticeps (central bearded dragon), 5866 nucleotides. It is a transcript of the gene NISCH, whose product is annotated as nischarin. Gene Ontology annotation, cellular component: cytoplasm. NCBI's taxonomy places the organism in Eukaryota, Metazoa, Chordata, Lepidosauria, Squamata, Agamidae. Gene Ontology annotation, molecular function: phosphatidylinositol binding; integrin binding. The record is from RefSeq and is a predicted model, not a curated record.
GCUGUUGGGUUGAAGGCUUUCCGGGGUGGAUCAUCGAUCUAGUCUUUUCACCCGCAGCGGAGGAAAAGGGGGGGAUCAAAAUAACCCGAAAACUCGAUUCUACAGAUGAAAUAAUGGCGACCACCAGGAACAACAACAACAACAAAAACCGUUACUGGCUUUCAAGUCGAUACAGACGGAGCGAUCUUAGGGUUUCCCAGAUCGGAUCUUUUAAGGGAUGGUUUUUAAACCAGUGCCAACCCCUCCCCCGUGAGUUUCUAUGGCCAAGCGAGGAUCUGAAUGCAGGUCUCCUUGACUCCCAGUCCCCCUUUGCUGUAGGCUACACUAAAAUCGCUCGCAAAUGCCAAUACGUGGCCUCCUCGCUCGUCUUUUCUGGUCCGAAACGACCUCGGCCGCCCUGGUCCUGCCGUGCCGCCGUCGCUGCCUCCUCCUCCUCCUCCUCCUUCUCCACAGCUCCAAACGAAGUUGUUGUGGUCCGUUGGGGCCUCCCUCUUCCUUUUUUCCCUCCUCCCAACGCUGGCUGGCUCGCCAGCCAAAGGAUUACAGAGGCAGGCGGGGUGAAAUCAAACAUGGCGGCAAUGACGGCCGGGGCUGUGUUGGCAGCGGCCGGUCCGGAGGGAGGUGGCGCUGCCGCCGCCGCGCCCGGAGCUCGCCUGCGAAAAGCGGCCGAGUGAGCGAAUCGCGCCAAACACUUCCCUCAGCAGCAGCAGCAGCAGCAACAACAGCGCCCUUUCGUCCACCCCACACGAACUCCCCCCCUAACAACCUUUCUUGCUCCCCGCCCGUGGUGGUGGUGGUCGACAUGGAGGCUGUAGGGACCGGGGAGGAAGGCGAAGAGCCUCCGAAAAGGGUCCGCGUCCUCGGUUCCGAGCUGGUGGAGAACUACACGGUAUAUAUUAUUCAAGUGAAUGUUGGAAGCCAUCAGUGGAUAGUCAAACACCGAUACAGUGACUUCCAUGACCUGCAUGAAAGGCUUGUUUCAGAAAAGAAGAUUGAUAAGAAUCUCCUGCCCCCUAAGAAGAUUAUUGGGAAAAAUUCCAAAAGUUUGGUGGAAAAAAGACAAAAAGAUUUGGAAGCAUAUCUGCAAACUCUCCUGGUCGCAUUUCCUUUAGCUGCACCCAAAGUAUUGUCACAGUUCUUACAUUUUCACUUAUAUGAAACCAUUGGGAUCACUGCUGCAUUGGCCGAAGAACUCUUUCACAAAGGAGAGCAGCUGCUUGUAGCUGGUGAAGUCUUUCAUAUUAGACCUCUGCAACUGUAUGCUAUCACUCAACAGCUGCGUCAGGGAAAGCCAACAUGUGCAAAUGGGGAUGCCAAAACUGAUCUUGGUCACAUUCUGGAUUUCACAUGUAGACUGAAAUAUUUGAAGAUAACUGGGACACGUGGAACUUUUGGAACUAGUAACAUUCAGGAACAUCUUUUACCUUUUGACCUAUCAAUAUUUAAGUCUCUUCAUCAGAUACAGAUAAACCACUGUGGUGCGAGGCUUAUUAAAGGGCUUACAUUCUCAAGGCAUACCUUAGCAACACUGAGUGUUCAGUUUUCAGCAACUUCCAUGAUGGAGGUCCUAGUGCCUGAGGCCUAUGAAUUUGACCAGUGGGAGCCAGAGGGAGCAUCUUCAAAUUGUCCCGUGACAGCAGUUAUUCCUACAUGGAGAACUUUAACAACCUUAGAUAUGAGCCACAAUAGCAUCGCUCAAAUUGAUGAUUCUGUGAAACUAAUGCCGAAGAUAGAAUUUCUGGAUUUAAGCCACAAUGAUGUGCCGCUAGUGGAAAACUUGCAGCAUCUCUACAACCUCAUUCAUCUCGAUUUGUCCUAUAAUAAGCUUGCAACAUUAGAAGGCAUUCAUACUAAAAUUGGGAACAUAAAGACUCUGAAUUUAGCAGGGAAUCAUUUGGAAAGUCUAUGUGGUCUCAACAAACUCUACUCCUUGGUUAACCUGGAUCUUAGCAACAACAAAGUGGACCAGAUUGAUGAAAUAAGGAACAUAGGAGGCCUUCCAUGCUUGGAAAAGGUUAUUUUAGCAAACAAUCCUUUGAGUAUAAUCCCUGAUUACAGGACCAAAGUGCUAGCGCAAUUUGGUGACAGAGCCUCAGAGGUUUGUUUGGAUAAUACUGUAACCACUGAAAAAGAACUUGACACCGUAGAAGUGCUGAAGGCUAUACAAAAAGCGAAGGAUGUAAAGUACAAAAUGAGUAAUUCUGAUAAAAAGAUCACUGAGGAUUCCAAGCUUUCAGCUGCCAGUUCAAAAUCAAACUGUUCCUCUCUUUCUCUACAUCCUUCCUCUCCCUCUCUGCCUCGUCCUGUCAGCUCCAGUCAAGAAAUAACUUGUAGAAAAACAGCCCUAGCAAGCAAUGUCUCAUCAAGUAGUUUGACUCCUAAAAGCCAUACAGUUACCCAAAGAUGCUCUGAAAUUUCAGAUCUAAAAAGCAGGAAUCAGGUACCUGCUUCACUAUUGGACAUGUCUAAGGAACAUGAAAAUGCCCAUCAAAUGGGCCUGGACCAUUCAGAUGUAGAACCUGAUGCCUUGCGUAACCACCUUAACACUGUUAUCCUGCCUUUCACUUGUAUCUCAUACACUGCCACAAAUCAGGAGUUUCUGCAGCAUCUCUCUGCAUUGAUUUCAGAAGCUAUGGAAAGUGCACCCCCGUUUUCAACAGAGACUCAAAAUACUGUAAACUUUGUGAGCGACUCCCGAGUUGCAGAUACAGAAGACGGCUAUUUUGAAAUGGGACUUCAUGAAGGGGACCACGUGUUUGAGUUCACCCCUGGGUUGGACAUUGUACCAAUAGCUUCCAAUAGCACAAAAACAGAACAAGAUGAUAUAGUCAAAGUCCUGUGGAGUUUUUGUAUCCAGGCUCAUAAAGGACUCCGGCAGUUUGCUUCUUGUUUGGUUCUGGCCAGCAGUGUGGUAGCUGUGUUUGAAAUUCCUCAUGAUUCCAAAGGAAACUGCCAGCAUAUUCUUUCUGCCUUGAAGCUAGCACUGUGCUUUCCAUAUUCUGACCUUACAGAAUUUGGCUUCUUGAUACCAGAAAUCUGUUUGACCCUAAGAGUGAAUAAUGGUGACACCUGCUUGUUUGUUGUCUCAGACUCUCAGAAUCUACAGGAUUUCUAUUCCUGUUUACAUAGGUCUUGCCCUCAAUGCUGCAGGCCUGCUUUAGCAAGUUCUAUGUUGUACUGUGGCAAAGCAAGUUUGCAAGAAUUUGUUUACCAGCUGAUGGGAUUUUACCACAUUUCAUCUGAAAAUACAGAGAUAAAAGGGUGCUUUCCUGUCUAUCUUUUCUGCCAUAACAAAACUGAUGCUAACAAAGUUACAUGUCAGCUGGACCUGGCCAGUGGUAGCACACCAUGUUCUAAACAUGUUGGUUGCUCUGCACUUUAUUCAGCAUUUCAUAAGUCGGGGGAAAAUCAAUGUAUGUUUCAUCCAUGUUGGAUAUUUCUAACACCCCAGCACCUACAUAUCGUUCAAGUUGAUUUUAACGUACUACCAGGAAAACAUAUAGAUGCUGAGAACGCAAGGAGCAUAUUUAAGCUGAGCAGGAUUCCACUGGCUUCAGUUCUUUUGCACCCUGCCUGUCAUUCUCUACCACAAGAAGGUUCAUUUUCAGAUGGGCAUGUGCUUCAGUUGCUCAUUGGCUAUAGGUUUGUCACAGCAGUCUUUGUCCUACCUCAUGAGAAAUUCCAUUUUCUACGGGUCUAUAAUCUUUUGAGGACACUUCUGCAAGACAUCAAAACGAUCAUUAUUUUCAAAGCUUCCAGCAGAGCAGAGCCAAUAAGAAAUUCUCUCAUUGACUCCAAAAGGCAUGGGCAAAAAGCAAGCCUUUGCAAGCCUCAUUUGCCUUUCUCAUCUCUGUAUCCGUCUGAAUUUCUGAUGCAAAAAAUUACAGAGGAGAACCAGAUACCUGUGCACCUUCCAGUCUCUUCAACUCUCCAGGAUGUGGCUGGGCUAAGGGGAAAAUCCAUUAUGGAGUUCUUCCACAGAAGCAUUGCUGAGGUGGAAAACGAGGAGCUGAGACAUCUCAUGUGGUCAUCUGUUCUAUUUUAUAAAGCUCCUGAUAUGGAAGUGACUGCUUGUGUUCUACUUUCAACUAAAGCUAUUUACUUCCUGUUGGAUGAUUCCAUGACUCAUUUUAAUGAGAACCAGUUAGGUUUUUGGAACGAUGGUGUCUUGGACUAUGAACUGACUUCUUUUCACCUCUCUUCCUGCUUGGUUCUAAAAUUAAAUGAUCUGCACUCAGUAAAUAUUGGACUUUUUGAUCAGUAUUUUCGACUUGCUGGUCGUUCAGCAGAACAUAUAUUAACUUGCCUAACCAGAGAUAGUUACAGUACUCAUGCCUUUAUCCAGCACCUUAUGGCAGUGCUGUCACUACUGGCAAGAACACCUUCACCAGAACCAGUUGAUAAGGACUUCUAUUCUGAAUUUGGAAAGAAAAAUACAGGAAAAAUGGAAAAUUAUGAACUGAUUCACUCUAGCAGAGUGAAGUUUAUCUAUCCCAAUGAAGAAGAAAUUGGGGACCUUGCUUAUCUCGUAGCAGAGAAGAUGGACAGUGUGGUUAACUUCCAGUCUCUAAAUAUACUCCUUUAUGUGUUGGCUUUUCAAGUGACUGCUGCAGAAGGGACUGCUCAAUCCAAUAGGUCACUUCAACCUAAAACAUUGAUCUUAACCAGCUCAGAUUUGUUCCUGUUCAAUGAGGAUUACAUCAGCUAUCCACUUCCAGAAUUUGCUAAGGAACCACCAAAGAAAGACAAAUACCAGCUAACAGACGGAAGAAGGAUCCGUGAUUUAGAUCGAGUGCUCAUGGGCUAUCAGACAUAUCCUCAGGCGCUCACAUUUGUCUUUGAUGAUAUUCAGAAUCAAGACCUCAUGCAAAACCUCACCCUAGACCACUUUGGCAACGUUCUCAGCUUCCCCAAAGGGCAGGUUACCCAGGAGGGCAACAGCAGCCGGGAGGUCUUGUGGUGUGUCUUUAUCCCAAGUCCAGAAAGCCGUGAGAAACUAAUCUCUCUGCUUGCUAGGCAGUGGGAGAUCUUAUGUGGUCGAGAACUACCUUUGGAACUCACUGGGUAGCACAGCUAUUGCAUUGUAUUCUCAAAUAAAUAUUUUAGACAUUGCCAUACUAAGGGAUCAAGCAGAAGAUUAUGAAUUAAAGCACAGUAUUGACUGAAUUAAAUAGGGUUCGACAUUCUCUCAGCAGCAAGAUAACAUGGUGUUGAAGCUUACCUGUGUGUUACCAUUACCAUUCCUUGUGCAGUGGAGAGUUUUUAAAUAAUACAACAUACUCAGCUAAACUGUUGAACUGAUAUUUUCUAAACUUUAUUUUUAUGUAAUGGCACAUUUCCAGGACUCCUAAUUAAGCAUCCCAGGUGACUGUAUGGAACAAAGGAGUCAACACUUGGCAUUCUUUCACUGAGGGCUGUUAUGUUUGUACUGUGGUUUUGUAUAUAUUUAUUGGUCUUGCUAUGUUAUACAGACACUGUGUAAAUAAUGGUAACAAAAGCUGCUGCUUGUGCUUUGUCAAAGUGCAAUGUUCUUUGUACAAGAUAUAUUUUAUUGCCGAAGCUGCUAAUGAUAAUUUAAUGACCGUCCUGAUAAUUUUACAUUUUGCCUUUUAUGACGUGUCAAAUUUAAUUUUGUUUGCUAAUCAUGAACAUGAGAGCAAAAUUGACCCAUAAUUGAAAGCUGCUUUUACAUCUUAUGGACACUUUGAAUAUUUGCAUAGUUAUUAGUUUUAUUUAACUAUUCUAGGCCUAAAAUUCAGCCAGGACUGCUAAUUGCCUGCUGCCAGCAAAUGAUGAGACACGUGUAGUUCAGAGCACCAUUUCUUUUGCCAUCUUUCUCAAUACAAAUAAACUGAAAUUUGACACA